AGCCGCUGUGACUCAGUAUGUCAACGAACACUCUAAUCACCACCAACCCGCCGUCCCACGACGCGGACGAAACUAUGCGAGAGGCCGUUGAUCGGUUCCGCGCGCGCAUGGCGGCUACCAACCGACAAUUCGUCCAGGACCGCAUCGAUGAGAUCAACGCACGGGGACUCGCAACGGGGAAGGAAAAGAUCCGCAAGAUUGACAACGACCCCGAGGAGCGCCGCAAGAGAAACCAGUUCCGGCAGACGCGGGAGUUGGCGGCAGUGCCCGCGCUGCUGGUCGAGGACACAUUCCCCCUGUUCUCCCUGGAUGGGAUCCACCCGCCGCGGCUCCGCACACCGGAAGCCCGCCAGAUCUUUCUCGACACCCUACAGGAAGUGUUCCAACGGCAGGCGGAGGAGUGGGCGGCCGCCGAGGACGAGUAUCUAGACUUAGCCUCGGAACCCAUUACACGCUGUGAGGAGCUGGGUCGACUCUUAAUGUAUGCCCACAUGGUGCAAGACCCGGACUUUCGCCACUCGGGAAUCGCCCCUUUGGAGGCAGGGCUGUUCGUGAUGCAUAGCGGGUAUGGACACUCCCUGUGUCUGGACACGCAGGAGCAGCGGGACCAAUACCAUGCGCAUGUCCGCAAGGAAUGUGCGAGGCUGCGCGAGAGUUUGGAGGGGAAGAACACAGACUUGAUCAAUAAGGCCAUGUUCCUGGCCGACCCGGAUGAGGAUCUGGAGGUCCGAGCGGGCCUGAUCAUGGGCACCGGCUACCGGGGGGAGUACCCGAAGUGGUACAGCGCGUACCUCUACUGCCGGAAGUAUCCAGACGAGGAUAUGGAAGGAAUCGAUUUCCAAGAUGAAGGUAUCCCCGACGCCCCCAAUAUCCGGGAGUGGGGGUGGCGCGUCGUCUUUAUGGAGGCUGAGGUGUGCCACGUCUUCGAGCCGCAUGUGCUCUACGGACGAAAGCCGCGCUUCGACUCGAUCCCCGAGUUUCUGGACUGGUAUGCGAGCUGGGCGGACAGCUUGGAUGCCCGCGGGGUGCUCAGUCUCCGCCGGCAUCUGGUGAAUGGUGAGACUGAUUCCGAGUCCGAUUGCGAGGAGCACUGUCCAUAG
Messenger RNA from Aspergillus neoniger CBS 115656, 1100 nucleotides. RefSeq lists its product as uncharacterized. The record is from RefSeq and is a predicted model, not a curated record. Bases 18 to 1100 code for a protein of 360 amino acids. Lineage: Eukaryota; Fungi; Ascomycota; Eurotiomycetes; Eurotiales; Aspergillaceae. The transcript is spliced from 2 exons.